Molecule: messenger RNA, 642 nt
Organism: Closterium sp. Naga37s-1
Lineage: Eukaryota; Viridiplantae; Streptophyta; Zygnematophyceae; Desmidiales; Closteriaceae
Source: the annotation of a GenBank genome assembly
AUGUUCUUCCUUCCAUGGUACCUCCACUUUCUCCCCCCUUUCCUCCAAUUCUGUGUGAAGGUGGAGAAGGUGGAGGGGGAGGAGGGGGGCACGGCGUGGACGAUGAGCAUAGCAGAGAUGCAGCUGCCUAUUGGUUUGGGAGGGGAGGGAGUUGAAACAUGCGUUGGGAACAAGUGGAGAGCUGGGCAACAUCGAGGCUACAGAGGAGGCCAAGUGCAUACUGGUCAUCUCACUCUCUCCCGUUUUCCCUCCUCCCCCUUCCCCUUCCUCCUAUUGAUCUUCUCCCCUUACCCCCGCAAUCUUCCUCGCAGCUACAAGCUGGGCAACAUUGAGGCCACAGAGAAGGCAGAGAGCAUGCUGCAUCAUCUGACUCUCUCCUCUCCUUUUGUCCCCCCUCCUCCUGUCCCCCCUUCUCUUGUCCCCCCUUGCCUCAAUCUUCCUCGCAGCUGCAAGCUGGGCAACAUCGAGGCUACAGAGGAGGCCAAGCGCAUGCUGGAUCAUCUCACUCUCUCCCGUUUUCCCUCCUCCCCCUUCCCCUUCCUCCUUCUGAUCUUCUCCCCUCACCCCCGCAGUCUUCCUGCAGCUACAAGCUGGGCAACAUUGAGGCCACCGAGAAGGCAGAGAGCAUGCUGCAUCAUCUGA